AAGACUUGUGAAUUAUUUACUUCCUCCAAAUCAUAUCGAUUCAAUUCGAUUCUUGAAAGUUAGGGUUUGUCGAGAGAGAGAAGAGAGAAGCCUGCGAAGAUGAUAGAGGUGGUGCUCAACGAUCGCCUCGGCAAGAAGGUUCGUGUUAAGUGCAACGACGACGAUACCAUCGGUGACCUCAAGAAGCUCGUCGCCGCUCAGACCGGCACCCGUGCCGACAAGAUCCGUAUCCAGAAGUGGUAUAACAUCUACAAGGACCACAUCACCCUUAAGGACUACGAGAUCCACGACGGCAUGGGCCUCGAGCUCUACUACAAUUGACCUCAAAUCCCUCCUCCACUCUUGUGGCUAUGGAUGGGCUUGGCUGCAGACUUUGAGAAAGGAUUCUGUGCAACAUUUGUUAGCUAUUUGAAAAAUGGAUUUCGUGUGUUUUCAAUUUCUACAGGAGUCCCUGUUGCUAUUUAUGGUUCAACUUGCCACUUGCUGUAUUCUACAUUAUUACCUACAUAAGAUACCCUGGUAGUAUUGUUUUAAUUUAAGAUGUAAAAUGAUGACAUAAUACUUUUAGUUGCGAUCUGCUUGCAUGCGGUGAUGGUUGUGUUUGGCAUGUAUGAACCUAGCUUAUGUAUUUUGAGUUUGUUUAGGUUGGGUCAGGUAAUCCUUUAUAACUUUAGUUGGGUGUACUUUCCUUUUUAUUGAAAAUUAGAAACUUUUCUUCU
Messenger RNA from Juglans regia (Persian walnut), 719 nucleotides. Its product is annotated as ubiquitin-like protein 5. Bases 100 to 321 code for a protein of 73 amino acids. Gene Ontology annotation, biological process: mRNA splicing, via spliceosome; protein modification process. Gene Ontology annotation, cellular component: nucleus; cytoplasm. The transcript is spliced from 2 exons. The record is from RefSeq and is a predicted model, not a curated record. NCBI's taxonomy places the organism in Eukaryota, Viridiplantae, Streptophyta, Magnoliopsida, Fagales, Juglandaceae. Gene Ontology annotation, molecular function: protein binding; protein tag activity.